Molecule: messenger RNA, 330 nt
Organism: Hibiscus syriacus
Lineage: Eukaryota; Viridiplantae; Streptophyta; Magnoliopsida; Malvales; Malvaceae
Exons: 2
Coding region: 1-330 (109 amino acids)
Source: RefSeq, a predicted model, not a curated record
AUGAGGUUAUUGUUCACCAUUAUUGAAGAAACAAAGGAGGAUUUGGAGUCUGAGGAAGCUAAAUCAAAGAAAGGGAGGAGCUUGAGUGAUGUGGUCUUUAGUGUUGAAACCCCAUAUUUGACCACAUUGGCUUCACCUCCAUUUUUGACACCUCCACUUACACCAUUAGAGGCUGCUUGUUGUUACAAUCAGCAUGGAUCAUUCAACCCUUUGAUUGAAUUAUCAAAUGGUGGAGAUUUCAACAUGUCAUCAUCACCUCCUCCAAAGUUCAAGUUCUUGCAAGAGGCUGAGGAGAAGCUCAAAAAUGGUUACAUUAAUGGAAGGAGUUGA